CAGGUCCUGGUGAAGAAGAAGAAUCGAGUGAAAGGGAUGCUGCACUCGAUACUGGCACCGCUGAUGAUAAAAAUCAUGUGGGUUUACAAUUCAUCCCUUCCUCCUGGAAGUUGUUGUGUCGGAAAACUUUGGCUUUAUUAACUCUAAAAGCUAGAAAUCUUUUCCUGGAUCCAGAGGGUACGGCAUACUACAAUUGGAUGGGUGCAAUGACAGUAGCUAUUUUUUACAACUUUUGGGCCAUCAUCCUUAGAAUUGCUUUCCUAGAAGUACGCUCUGAGCCAUUAUUUUGUACUAUUUUGUGGCCUUUGGACAUGGUGACUGAUAUUAUGUACCUCAGUGAUAUAUGGCUACAGCUACGAAAAGCCUUUCGGGAUGAUCAAGGAAUUAUGAUAAAUGACCCCAUUAAAAUGGCGCUGAAUUACACAAGUAACUUGGUGUUUGUCACGGACGUGUUAUCAGUCAUUCCCUCGGAAACAAUUGGUUUGCUUUUGUCAGGAGACCAUUCACCGUUAUUCCGUAUCCCCCGGUUAUUCAAGUGGCAAUGCAUCGUAGAAUUCUUUGAAGUCAGUGACCUGCGAACCAGUAAACCAAACCGCCUCCGAGCAUUUAAACUAACUCUUUACUUGGGAAUGGCAAUUCAUUGGGUUGCCUGUGUGUAUUAUAUGAUAUCUGAAUACGAAGGACUGGGUUCUAAUAGUUGGGUGUAUCCGGCAGCUAGCGGAAAGGAUGGGAGAUUCUCAAGAAAAUACAUCAAGUCCCUUUAUUGGUCCAUAUUGACGCUCACCACAAUAGGGGAGACACCAGAACCUAUUACUAACUUGGAGCACGUGUUCACCAGCUUCAUGUUCUUACUCGGUAUCUUUGUGUUCGCUGCUGUGGUCGGUAACGUUGGUGACGUCAUCAGUAAUAUGAAUGCCGCAAGGACAGACUUCCAAAUCAAGAUGGAUUACAUCAAAUGGUUCAUGGAGCAUCAUGGAGUACCAGUGAGUGUACAGCAACGAGCAAAGAAAUGGGCUUAUUAUGCUUGGAGUCGGGCCCAUGCCUUCCAUGAAGGUGACGCAAUGGACAUGCUUCCACAGCGCUUAAGAGCAGAAAUAGCCAUCCACGUACAUCUGGCAACACUGAAAAAGGUAAAAAUUUUCAAGGAUUGCGAUGAAGGUUUGCUGUGUGAACUUGUUCUUAAGCUACGCCCUCAGAUCUUCUCUCCUGGAGACUAUAUCUGUAGRUGUCGAGAAAUAGGACGAGAGAUGUAUAUUAUAAAUCGCGGAAAAGUUGAGAUUAUUGUACCAGAUGCUACAACUGGAGAACAAGUUGUAGUUGCGUGCUUAGCUGAAGGAAAUUACUUUGGAGAAAUUAGUUUACUAAAGCUGGAUGGAGGAAGAAACAGACGAUCAGCAGAUGUGCGUUCGGUUGGGUAUUCAGAGCUGCUCUGUCUGUCACAGAGAGACUUAAUGGAGGCACUUGAAGAGUAUCCCGAUGCCAAAGCUGUUCUGGAAAUCCAAGGGAGAGACAGGCUACAGAGGACAAAGUCCGAGGCUCUUAAGCUACCCGGCAAUAGAGCAGAUAAAAAGGAAGAGUUACAGUUAAAYUUCGCGAGAGAAAUCAAAGAAAUUCAAGACGUUAUUGAAGAGCUGCGCAAAGCACACGAGCUGGAAUAUAGUCAACAAAUAACAAAAGAACAAAGUUCGGAAAAUAUGCAACUAGCCAAUAGAACUCAAAAGCUGGACAAAUUACAAGAGCGGGUUUCUGCUCUUUCAAGUAGUACUUCAUCAGAGACGCAAAGCUCAACAGAAACGAUUACCGUAAUAAACAAUGAUAAUAAGGACGUAUCAGAUAGUCAAACAAUACAAAACAUUCGAUUGACGUCAAGUGGUGUGACGCAAUCGCAUAUUACAAACCAAUCAACAAUCAGAUAUCGAAAUCGACAAUCGGCGGAAAAACUGCUGACCAGAAUCCUCAGAGUUGCGCAGGAAGCCGCGAGCAAACGAAACGAAGAAAACCCUAAACCUGUGGAAUGUAACAUAACGAAACGCGAAGAAACAGAAUUUUUAAAACGUGAUGAAAGACUGCGAGUGCUGAAUUCUUCUCAUCGUUGUACUGAUUGUGCUGGAAAUGAUGUUGAGGUGACACACACUUCUCCACCAAGCUCGAAAGAAAGGAAUGUUGUAUAUCAAACAAAAGUAUGCUUGACGCCCAAGAUCACCUUAGACAACGACAUCGAUGGUCACUGCUGUCUACAGCCACACAGAAGGUAUUCUAUUUCUUUACCAGUUGAAACAAAAGAGAAUGGGGCGAUGUCCUGCAAUAGUUCUUGUCCUCAUUACCACCAGAUUUGAUUACAAGAAAUAAAAUACCUGAUCUUAAUAAUGUAUCGAUAUCAAUACUAAAAUUAACUUAUAAUAAAAUAAAAUAUAUAUAAUAUCAGAAUUAAAUACUCGGUAUUAAAAGAACUCUAAAACCUCUAAAGCGAGUAAUCUGAUAGCUUGUAUAUAUUGUAGGCGUUCCUGGUUGGGGAAGGGAAGAUUAAGAUGAAGGAGAACGUUCCAGCCAGGAACGACUAGCAUGCAAGGGGCCAGUAAAGUGAUUAAGCAAAUUUCUAAUCAAGUAAAGUUUUAAUUUCCUAAAACACAUUAAACGUCGAACAGUGUCAUAUCAUCAGUACGCCUGAUAUCCUAAUCAUCCAUGGUACUGGUAGUAAUAAUACAUAAAAUAUAAUAUAAGUGUAAAUAAAAAUAUGAUGUAAAAGAGAAUUAUCAUGUUAAGAAUAUAUAAACACUCAUAAAAUAACUAUGUCGAUGUGAGUAAA
Molecule: messenger RNA, 2806 nt
Organism: Actinia tenebrosa (Australian red waratah sea anemone)
Lineage: Eukaryota; Metazoa; Cnidaria; Anthozoa; Actiniaria; Actiniidae
Product: cyclic nucleotide-gated channel alpha-3-like
Biological process (GO): transmembrane transport; monoatomic ion transport
Cellular component (GO): membrane
Molecular function (GO): protein-containing complex binding; intracellularly cyclic nucleotide-activated monoatomic cation channel activity
Source: RefSeq, a predicted model, not a curated record